AUGGCAGGGGGUUUGAUGGCACAAGAUUUACUUAAAAAAAUAUUACAGAUUGCCCUAUCAAAGGAAGAAGAGCGAGCAGUGAGGAAUACCCUGGGGCAGGUCGGUUUGAGAGGAGAGUAUAUAGAGAUGUAUAAUGAAAUGCUAAAGGCCAGUCAAGAUUCGGCCGGAUCAAUUGAGACGAUGAUGAAAUUGGAUUUGCGACUGACCUUAGAAGACUUAAGGGUGCGCUCCAUCGCUGGUCAUCGUCGAUCUAACCGCAUGAGUUCAUCAACGAAUAACAGACGGGUAAGAUCCCAAGCUCUCCGUAGACGAAAACUGAACAGCCAGGGUCUAAAAAGUCAUAAUGAACAUUCGAGGCACUCGAUCAUCAAUAGGCUUAUGAAAUAAAUAUGC
This is a messenger RNA of Bicyclus anynana (squinting bush brown), 393 nucleotides long. RefSeq lists its product as uncharacterized. The transcript has 3 exons. The record is from RefSeq and is a predicted model, not a curated record. Bases 1 to 387 code for a protein of 128 amino acids. NCBI's taxonomy places the organism in Eukaryota, Metazoa, Arthropoda, Insecta, Lepidoptera, Nymphalidae.